AUGGAAGGUGAAGAAGAACUUUCACUGGAGCUCACACUUGGCGGGCGCUGGGUUGGAGAGCCCUGUGUUAUUGAUCCAGCUGUAGAAAACCCUGAUCUGGAACAGAUUAGGAACAAUUUCUUUGCGUUCAGGAUUCACACUUUAAGGAAUGAGGUUGAUGAAAUGGGUAAACAGGUCUAUACAAGGUUGGAAAUCUGUUGUUGUUUUGAUCAGUGGGUUGAGAAGCUUUUGGGAUACCUUGAUAUAAGAUAUAGACUUUGCUUAAGAAAACCAUGGAUUGUAGGCCACGUUCUUCCCAAGAUGACUCAGCAAGCACAGCAAGAAUUGCAGCUAUUUCGCAGCACAAGAGUUGAAGUAUAUGAUGUUGAUACACAAACCAGCCAUGAAAUAAUAAUGAGAAGAACAGGGGAAGGCUUUGUGUUCAGGGGUGCAUGGGUGCAAAGCUUUGUGCUUAGAAGAUGGCUAAUAACUCUGGAUACUAUUGGUUUGUUUUGGGAAUCUAGGAAGCAGAGUUGUGGUUUGGCUGCGCUUCUUGUUUGGUUCUCUUCGCAUGGUUCAGGUGGAGAUAAUUCUGCAUCUUGUACUUCAUUUGCUUCAAGGCUCUCAAAUAGCCUCUUCUUCUUCUUCUUCUUCAUUUCAAAUAACCAUGGUUCUCUUUCUAACCCAACCUCCGGUUUCACCUAUCAACAAUGUCCCAAAUGGCGACUCCGAGCUGCUUCUGCUUCCUCUUCCUCCUCUGGUGCCCCGGGAGUCGACCUCAGAACCCUCCAGUCCGCUAUCGAAAAGAAAGAUAGCGGUGCGGUUAAAGAGGCGCUGGAUCAGCUAAAGAAAGCUGGCUGGGCUAAGAAAUGGACUUCUCAGCCAUAUGUGUCUCGACGUACGGCAUCUCUCCGGGAACUCACAACUCUUGGGAUUAAGAAUGCUGAAAAUCUUGCAGUUCCGAGCGUCAGAAAUGAUGUAACAUUUCUAUUCAGUGUGGGUUCAACCGGAUUCAUAGGUCUUCUUGCUGGCCAGCUUCCCGGGGUAAUUUGACUAUAUCACAUUUUCUCCGUAACAUCGAUCUCUCUAGUAGUUUUGGGUGUGGGAAGCACUGCCCCUGGGCUUCUUCAAGCUGCCAUAUCUAGCUUUUCAUCAUUUUUUCCAGAUUACCAGGAGAGAAUUGCUAUUCAUGAAGCUGCUCAUUUUUUAGUUGCCUAUUUGCUGGGUCUUCCUAUUCUGGGUUAUUCCCUAGAUAUUGGCCGCAAAGAGCAUGUCAAUCUCAUUGAUCAAAGGCUGGAAAAGCUGAUAUACAGUGGGCAGAUUGAUAUAAAGGAGCUAGACAGGUUGGCUGUUGUAGCGAUGGCUGGACUCGCAGCAGAAGGUCUGAAAUAUGACAAAGUGAUUGGGCAAUCUGCUGAUCUUUUCUCUCUUCAGAGAUUUAUCAACAGAAUCAAACCACAGCUUAGCAAAGAUUAGCAACAAAAUCUUACUAGAUGGGCUGUUUUGUUUGCUGGAUCCCAUAAAAACGACAAGGCAAUACAUGAAGCUCUGAUAGCAGCAAUGUCAAACAGGUCACCAUAUUGGAAUGUUAUUGAAGCAAUCGAGAAAGCUGCGUGA
Messenger RNA from Argentina anserina (silverweed cinquefoil), 1596 nucleotides. RefSeq lists its product as uncharacterized. Gene Ontology annotation, molecular function: metalloendopeptidase activity; ATP binding; ATP-dependent peptidase activity. Gene Ontology annotation, biological process: proteolysis. The record is from RefSeq and is a predicted model, not a curated record. Lineage: Eukaryota; Viridiplantae; Streptophyta; Magnoliopsida; Rosales; Rosaceae.